This is a messenger RNA of Sinocyclocheilus grahami, 4557 nucleotides long. Its product is annotated as arf-GAP with Rho-GAP domain, ANK repeat and PH domain-containing protein 1-like. The record is from RefSeq and is a predicted model, not a curated record. The transcript has 32 exons. NCBI's taxonomy places the organism in Eukaryota, Metazoa, Chordata, Actinopteri, Cypriniformes, Cyprinidae. Gene Ontology annotation, cellular component: cytoplasm. Gene Ontology annotation, molecular function: GTPase activator activity; phosphatidylinositol-3,4,5-trisphosphate binding. Gene Ontology annotation, biological process: signal transduction; positive regulation of GTPase activity; regulation of cell shape.
CCUGUUUUUAAUAUGCCUUGUAAUGCAGUAGGGCUUGGUUAGCACAGAUUUGGCUGCACACAGGUUCACACAACAUAAUCCCAGAACAUGGCUUUAAAGCAGGAGGAUCUAUUGCGAGACAUGCAGAAGUGUUUUUACAACCUGAAUGUUGAAGAGGAUAAAAAAGAGACAGUAAUUCCGAGAGAACGGUGUGUGCAUGAAAAAAAAAAUACUGACAGUAUUGAUAUCCGAUGUACAGACUUUCCUGAUUUCUCAGAGGAUUUCCGUCAGAUUCUUAAAGCUGGCUGGCUAGAGAAAACUCCUCCGAAAGGUGGGAAGAUUUACCGGCGCCGAUGGGUGCAGCUGGAUUCAGAAUAUUUGAGAUAUUUUCAAUCCAUCAAGGAAGUAUACUCUAAAAGGAUGGUAUCUCUGGGAUCUAUCGAUAAGGUGGUCAGUGUCGGAGACUUGCGAUUUGAGCUCCACAAUCAGAGCCGGACUUUUCUGUUUCGAGCGGAAUCUACUCAGGAAAGAAAUGACUGGGUGUGUUGUAUUGAAAAGAUUCUGAGUGAUCGCAAACAUAGUAUGGAGCCCCGAAAUCUGUUCUUUAGGAAUGGAAGUGUGAAUAUUAGUAUUGAGGGCUACCUGGAGAUGUUGUCGCCAUGCACCAAAGUCUACACGCUUUUCAGCAAGGACAAACUGUUCUUCUUCAGGAGCCAGGAGGAAUAUUUUCAGGGUUUAGGCAUCACUGAACUAGACAUGCGAAUGGCCAACGUGAGAGAUGGAGAAAACAAGCGCUCUUUCACGCUCAGCACUCCGUACAGAGCAUUCAGUUUUAUGGUGGAUUCAGAGAGUGAGAAGCAGAGAUGGUGUGAGGUGCUUAAAGAGUGUGUGAGUCGCGCUCUGUCAUGUGAUGGGUUGUGUGAAAGCAUUUGGCGUGUGCCAUCAAACCGUUUGUGUGCGGACUGCAGCUCUUCGAUGCCGGAGUGGGCUUCAAUCAACCUGUGUGUUCUGCUGUGUGAAAAAUGUGCAGGCGCACACAGAAGUCUGGGCCAGAACGUGUCAAAGGUUCGCAGUUUGAAGCUGGAUGAACGAGUGUGGACUGAUGAUCUCAUCAGGGUUUUUCUGCUGCUGGGUAACGGCAAAGCAAAUCAGUUCUGGGGAGUGAAUAUUCCCCCGAGUGAGAGUCUUUGUGCGAGCGCAAACAGCGAGCAACGUCUUGAACACAUCACAGCAAAAUACAAAGAUGGAAAAUAUCGCAAAUACCACACACUCUAUGGCCAACAGGAGGCACUCAACAGUGCUCUGUGUUCAGCGGUGCAGUCUGGUGAUUUGUUAGAGACUCUCUCGCUGCUGAAUUGUGGGGCGGACAUCAGCUGCAACACUGGUAUCCCAGAAUUCCCUACUCCACUGUCUCUGGCCAAACGCAGUGGCCAAACAGUACAGGCGGAGCUACUUAUGCAGAAUUUGAACUCAGAGUCGUUUACGCCAGUGGAUAAAGAUGUGUCCAUUCGAUCGCAGUCUGGCUAUCUUUUUAAGACCGCCUCAUCAACUCGGCCAGUCACAGACCACAAAACCAAAGCAGAUUUCUCUCAGCGUUGGUGUUGCCUUGGUGAUGGAAUGUUUAGCUACUUUAAGAGUGAACAGAGUCACAACAAGUGUGGUGGCAUGAAGACCAGUGAAAUCAUCUGCCUGUCUGUCAACAGCCCAGGGAAACAUGGCUAUGAACACACGUUUGAGCUGUACUCUGAGGAGGGGAGAGUCUACCUGUUUGGAACUGAUGAUGGCAGCAUCGUCAAGAACUGGAUCAGGGCUAUUGCCAUGGCUGUGCUGCCUCCUGAACUGUUUGAUAUGUGUGGAACCUGUGAUCGUCUGGGUCGCCUGCGCUGCACUGAGGGCAACCAUGGCAUCGGUUGGUUUUGCCUGAGCACCUUCAAACUGCAGGUGUUACUGGAAGACAAUGUACAAGCAAUCGACCUGCGCAAGCUACUCACAAUCAAUCUCUCUGACAGUGCUGGCUCCAUGGUACUUGUGUGGAGAGGUGGACCUCUGCAUUUGCUGGCUGACCGAAGGCCUCAUUUUGUGGGCUGGCAGACCUUCAUUCAGCAGAGAUCUGGUGCUGGGGAUCAGCCACUAUCACAACAGCAACUCACUGAUCUGGGUGUCCCUGUGACUAUUGACCGCUGCCUGGACCAUAUAACACGUUAUGGACUGAUGUCAUCAGGAAUCUACCGGAAGAGUGGGAUUAAUUCUCAUGUGACCAAACUGUUGGAGAGGUUUCAAAAUAAUGCACGAAGUGUAACACUGCGUGAAUCAGACUAUUCUGUGGAUGACGUGGCUAACACACUGAAGCGAUUUCUCAGGGAGGUCAAAGAUGGAGUCUUUAAUGGACAAGAAAACAGCAACAGCUGGCUUAGAGCAGCAGGUCUUGAGGACAGAAGCGAGAAGAUUCAUAGAUACCAGAUUCUCCUUUCAAACCUCCCAGAAGUUAACAGAGAAACACUCAAAGCACUCAUACACCACCUGGUUUGUGUUCAGCACCUGUCUGAUGAGAAUCAGAUGACUAUACGAAACCUUGGUAUCGUGUUCGGUCCAACACUUUUUCAGACAGAUGGAACGGAUGUCACAGGAUCUCAGGUGGUGGAGGAACUGAUCCAAAACUACUGCAGCAUUUUUAAUGUGAGACUGAUGUCAUCAGGAAUCUACCGGAAGAGUGGGAUUAAUUCUCAUGUGACCAAACUGUUGGAGAGGUUUCAAAAUAAUGCACGAAGUGUAACACUGCGUGAAUCAGACUAUUCUGUGGAUGACGUGGCUAACACACUGAAGCGAUUUCUCAGGGAGGUCAAAGAUGGAGUCUUUAAUGGACAAGAAAACAGCAACAGCUGGCUUAGAGCAGCAGGUCUUGAGGACAGAAGCGAGAAGAUUCAUAGAUACCAGAUUCUCCUUUCAAACCUCCCAGAAGUUAACAGAGAAACACUCAAAGCACUCAUACACCACCUGGUUUGUGUUCAGCACCUGUCUGAUGAGAAUCAGAUGACUAUACGAAACCUUGGUAUCGUGUUCGGUCCAACACUUUUUCAGACAGAUGGAACGGAUGUCACAGGAUCUCAGGUGGUGGAGGAACUGAUCCAAAACUACUGCAGCAUUUUUAAUAGGCCCUUGAGUCGAACUCCAUCCAGCACCAUUUGUGUUGUUUACCUGGAAAAGAAAGAUGAGGGUGCAGAGGUGCUUGUUCAGAUUGCAGCAGAUAUGACAGUAGUCAAGUUGGUUUCUGUGGUUUUGGAGCUUAAAGGAAUUCAGCAGGCCAAUGAAGAGUACUGGAGCUGCUAUGAAGUUCUAGAGAAAGAGGACAUGGAGAGGACUCUGCAUUACCAGGAAAGGGUGCUGCCAAUCUAUUUCUCACUUAGUUGUCACUCUCACCUGCUGAUCAAGAGGAAUCAUUAUAUCGUCAGCAUCAAGAGGUACCUGGAGAAUAUAGGGAAUCUCUGUAAAAGUGGACCCUUGCCUGUUUGUGAGGUUAAAAAUGAAAGUAGCAAAAACUUACACAGUCGUCACUGUGAGCUUUCUGGCACCACCUUCAGACUUCACAAGGAACUGCAGGGUUCUCAGUGUGAGAGGGAAUAUCCUGUCAAAGAGCUUAAGCUCUAUAAUGGUUGCCGGAGCAAACUGCAUCCACCCACACCAUGGGGACUAACACUGGUUCAUGACAAGCAGCAGUGGUGAAGGAACCUGCCAAGAGUAAGCUUGACUCUUGGUACUUCCAGUCGAACCGCUGCCUGGCUGCCUCAAGGAGGAAGGUCCCGUUCUUCCCGGAUGUCCAUGAGAAGUCGUGGUCUGCACCCUAGUCGGCACGCGUCCACCCUUCCACUCAGGUCAUCUUCUCCCACAUGGACAGGGCAGAGGCCCACGGCUAUGUGCGCAUACCCCCCGUUGAGCAGACCAUCGCCGAGCAUCUGUGUCAUUCAGAUGGAUGCGAACAUCAUGAAAGACCUGCGUGCGAGGACGGACUUCACGCUGAUGGCGACAAAGCGCUCUGCUCAAGCCAUCGGUCAUUCCAUGGGCUUCAUGAUAGUCCUUCUCAGUGGAUGGGACCCAGGAAAAGGCGCCAUGGACAGAGGAGCCCUCGCCGUGACAGCGGACCGCCCUCGGCUGCCAAGCCCUCAUCCUGACGGACUGGCAAAGAUGAGGAGAGAGCUCACUGCAGGCCCGGCCCCCAAGCGCCGCAUCCUGCAUCAUGUCCCUCUUGUUCCUGUAGAGCAGCGCAGAGCCGCUGUCUGUGCCUGUUACGGCCUCCCAGUGUUGUCCUCCACGAGCCAUUUCCCCACCAGUGCGUUUAGCCUCGCCGGGGCUGGGCGCCAGUCUACAAACAUCAUUGCCAGUGAUAGUGACCGCAGAGAUUCGGUGCUAGUUCCUAGAUGCGUGGAGAGCUAUUCCAGGCAUUUCGCGCUGGGUGCUGAGCAUAAUAGAGCACGGAUAUUCCGUCCAGUUCAGACCACCAUCGAGUGGUUCAUCACUGACACUGCCUUAAAAAUGCCCAUUUUGAGACAGGAUGUUCACAACCUGCUCGCAAAAGGAGCGUAA